UCCCUCCAGAGAUGCUGGCUGACCCGCUGAGUUACUCCGGCGCUUUGUGUUCACCGCAAGAUUGCAGUGUCUGCAGUUCCUUGUGUCUCCAUUUUACCGGGUGUUUCAGCGCCCACAGCCAUAUUAGCGGCAGCAACGACAGUACAGGCAGACAGACAGCCGUUACAACGCCAAGGGAACCAAGGUCCAUGCACAUAGAUCGGGUAGAUGUACAGAGUCUCUUUCCCAGAGUCGGUGAAUCGAGGACCAGAAGACCAGGUUUAAGGUUUGGAAGAGGAUAGAAAAUUGGUGUCGGGGAUGUCGGAGGUGGCGCAGGAGUCGAAGGUCAAGCCGGUGGUGCCCAUGAAACCGUCGGCCAUGGGCUCCCAGCUACUGGGCUACGUGGGCAUUGACACCAUCAUCGAGCAGAUGCGUCGCAAGACCAUGAAGACCGGCUUUGACUUUAACAUCAUGGUCGUGGGGCAGAGUGGUUUGGGAAAGUCCACCCUGGUCAACACUCUCUUCAAGUCUCAAGUCAGUCGGAAAUCCUGCGGGAGGAAUCGUGAAGAGAAAGUCCCAAAAACUGUGGAGAUCAGAACAGUCGGACACGUCAUCGAGGAGAAGGGGGUGAAGAUGAAACUGACGGUGAUCGACACGCCGGGCUUUGGAGAUCAGAUCAACAAUGACAACUGUUGGGAGCCCAUCGAGAAGUACAUCAGCGAGCAGUACGAGAAGUUCCUGAAGGAAGAGGCCAAUAUCUCGCGGAAGAAGCGUAUUCCCGACACCCGUGUUCACUGCUGCCUGUACUUCAUCUCCCCCACCGGUCACUCGCUGCGGCCCCUGGACGUGGAGUUCAUGAAGCGCCUGGGGAAGACCAUGAACAUCAUUCCCCUCAUCGCCAAAGCUGACACCAUGACGCUGGAGGAGAGGCACGACUUUAAACUGAGGGUCCGGAAAGAGAUGGAGUCGAACAAUAUCGAGUACUACCCACAGCGGGAAUUUGAUGAGGACAUGGAGGAUAAGACGGAGAACGACAAGAUCAGGGAAACCAUGCCCUUUGCCAUCAUCGGCAGUGACACGGAAUAUCAAAUCAACGGGAAAAGAGUCCUGGGGAGGAAAACCCCCUGGGGGAUCAUUGAAGUUGAGAACGUCACUCACUGCGAGUUUCCUCUUCUCCGGGACCUCAUCGUCAGGUAACUGCAAACAUGCAUCUCUGUCUCUCUCUAUCUCUCUGUCUCCAUCUGUCUCUCUCCCUCUCUCUCUUUCUUAUGUCUCUCACUUUGUCUGUCUGUCUGUCUAACUCUCUGUUUUUGUAUCUUCUGGCUCUCUGUCUCUCUCUAUCUUUCUCACUCU
Messenger RNA from Leucoraja erinaceus (little skate), 1332 nucleotides. RefSeq names its product neuronal-specific septin-3-like. Lineage: Eukaryota; Metazoa; Chordata; Chondrichthyes; Rajiformes; Rajidae. The record is from RefSeq and is a predicted model, not a curated record. Gene Ontology annotation, cellular component: presynaptic cytoskeleton; cell division site; neuron projection. The transcript has 9 exons. The coding region runs from base 298 to 1176 and encodes 292 amino acids. Gene Ontology annotation, molecular function: GTPase activity; molecular adaptor activity; GTP binding. Gene Ontology annotation, biological process: cytoskeleton-dependent cytokinesis.